Branchiostoma floridae (Florida lancelet) is the source of this 402-nucleotide messenger RNA. RefSeq names its product aggrecan core protein-like. Gene Ontology annotation, biological process: cell adhesion. The record is from RefSeq and is a predicted model, not a curated record. NCBI's taxonomy places the organism in Eukaryota, Metazoa, Chordata, Leptocardii, Amphioxiformes, Branchiostomatidae. Bases 1 to 402 code for a protein of 133 amino acids. Gene Ontology annotation, molecular function: hyaluronic acid binding. The transcript is spliced from 2 exons.
AUGAAUGAAGAAACGCCCUUUGAAGAUCGCCUCGUUGCCCGACAAGCACUUAUCACCCGUUUGGAGAGUCAACUGCGGGCCCUGGAAAACCGCUCAGCUCUUGUCAUCCAACAGCAGAAUCAGGUGUCUAGGCUUCUUCGGGACCAGCUGGACAAGCUGACAACCUUAACAGCUGACUUGUGCAAAGCAACGCCAAACCAAGGAAAACUCUUCCACCUGACGUCACCAGAGGGCAGGUACAGGUAUGACUGGGAUGAAGCUCAGCAGGCAUGCGCAGAGAAGGGAGCUGUCCUGGCGUCCUAUGACCAGCUGCACGAGGCCUGGCAGGCCGGGCUGGAGCGGUGCGACUGCGGAUGGCUGUCGGACGGGAAUGCGUACUAUCCCAUGUGGGAGCGCAAGUAA